Cyclopterus lumpus (lumpfish) is the source of this 3190-nucleotide messenger RNA. It is a transcript of the gene dtx2, whose product is annotated as deltex 2, E3 ubiquitin ligase. NCBI's taxonomy places the organism in Eukaryota, Metazoa, Chordata, Actinopteri, Perciformes, Cyclopteridae. The transcript is spliced from 9 exons. The coding region runs from base 324 to 2279 and encodes 651 amino acids. The record is from RefSeq and is a predicted model, not a curated record. Gene Ontology annotation, cellular component: nucleoplasm. Gene Ontology annotation, biological process: protein ubiquitination; Notch signaling pathway. Gene Ontology annotation, molecular function: zinc ion binding; ubiquitin protein ligase activity.
CGUGCCUCGACUUGCGAUUUUUCCCGGUGGUCCCUGAAGGCAGCCGCGAGAGGAAGGAAGGAACCCUGGCAACGCUGUCACAAAGCUAAACGUUAUCCGCGUUCCUGCUAAACCCUCAACAUGCACGCACACGUUCACCGGGGCUCUCCGACGUUUAAUAUCCACUCCACAGCUUCUUGUUAACGAAUUUACAAUGGCGUUUUUUAACGAGCCGAGCUAGCGGACGGGUUUUUUUGUGUGUAUGUGUGUGUGUUUUUCCGUGGUAGCACACAAUCAGUUGAGCGGCUAACCUAGAACGAGUUGUUUUGUUAGCUCGGUUGAACAUGGCGAUCGUGUCUGGCUCCUGCGCCCGGGUGAACGGGUCCAGAAACGGGCCCUCCGCCUCGGCGGCGACGGCGACGGCCACGCCGUCCGGGUCCGGGGGACAAGCGCAGCCCAUGAUCGCGGUGUGGGAGUGGCAGGACGACCUGGGCUACUGGCGGCCUUACAGCGGCCAAGUGAGCGCGCACAUCGAGCGGUGUUUGGCACCGCGGGGCCCGAGAGGAGGAGGAGGAGGACCCGGCUCUACGAGCAUCUGCCUCGGACAAUCGGACCCCAGUCUGUCGCCUUAUCUCAUUGACAUACCGAGCUUGAAACAGUUUCGGCAGGACACGGGAAAGACCCGGUCAGUACGUCGGUCCCUGUUCGCCCAGUCCUCGGGCCUCGGCAGUGGCGUUUACUGGGAGUGGCUCAACGAUGAAGGAGGGUGGACUCCGUAUGAGACUCGGACCUCUAUCCUUCUGGAGCACAGCUACCAGGCCCGCCAGGGCACGGCGGACUUGGGCCCGCAUGGAUACAAUUACAUCGUGGACCUCACGUCUCUAGCCCAGGUGAACAAAGGGACGGGCUUCAGGCGGCAGGUUCGACGGCAGUGCAACCAACCCUACCCGCUGGCCUCCUUGGGCCCCCCAGCCAUCCCCUCGGGCCCCGCCUGCUCCUGCCAGCAGUGUUUGAGCCACAGCAGCACAGGACCCAUGCCCAGUCGCUCACGGCAUUCCUUUUCGUCGGGCAGUCUGAACCGGCCCAGUCUUCAAGUGACGGGGAGGGCCGCCGUGGCUCACCCCACCUCUGUCUACUCGCCAUACCCGAGGAGACCCCUCUCUGUGGGGGGGAUGUCCUGGGGCAGCCCCUGGCCUCCACCGCCCUCUGGAAGUCAACUGUCUCCGCCGCUCCCGACCAGCUCUACCAGUGCCAACGGGCUGAGUGUCCCUUCCAUCUCUGUGCAGCUGAAUGGAUCCACCAGCGUAAGCUCUGCCCUGGCAGGCAUGGCCUCCAUUUUGAUGUCAGCGGUGGGACUCGGCGUGCACUUCACCACUGCCCCCCUCCCUCAGCAGCAGCCGCCUCAGCAGCAGCUUCAGCAGCUUCAGCAGCUUCAGCAGCCUCAGCAGCCUGCUCCCUUCUCGCUUCCUCCGCCUCUCCUCCCCCCGGCCAGCAGGCCCAGCAAGCCCCACAGCAGCAGCAGCAGCAGCAGCAGCAGUUCAGUUAGGAGAGCAAAGAGGCAGCACAGGAGAGCCUCGGCUCAGAGACCCGAGGACGUGAUCCAGCGCUACAUGGAGGUCGUUGCCGGCGUGCAGGACGAGGACUGCAUCAUCUGCAUGGAUCAACUGUCCAACCCGUCCGGCUACGAGACCCAGUCCACGCAGGAGGGGGGGCCGAGCGCCCUGCCAGACACCGUGGGGAAGUUCAUCAAGUGUGGACACACGCUGCACAUGCGCUGCAUGCUGGCCAUGUACAACAACGGAACCAAGGACGGCAGCCUGCAGUGCCCCUCGUGUAAGACGAUCUACGGAGAGAAGACGGGCGCCCAGCCCAAAGGCAAGAUGGAGAUCUACAGCAUCGCCCAGUCGCUACCCGGACACCCGGACUGCGGCACCAUCCAGAUCAUCUACAGCAUACCGCCCGGCCUGCAGGGCUCGGAGCAUCCCAACCCAGGACAGCCGUACAGCUGUCGAGGUUUCCCUCGCUUCUGUUUUCUACCCGACAACGACAAGGGCAGGAAGGUGCUGGAGCUGCUGAAGGUGGCGUGGAUGCGGCGCCUCAUCUUCACGGUGGGGACGUCCAGCACCACCGGGGAGCCCGACACGGUGGUGUGGAACGGCGUCCACCACAAGACGGAGAUGAUGUCCAACAUGUCGGGCCACGGCUACCCGGACCCCAACUACCUGGACAACGUCCUGUCCGAGCUGGCGUCUCAGGGCGUGACGGAGGACUGCUUCAAGCCACCGGGCGGCGGCAGCUAGGUCAGCUAGGUCAGCUAGGUCAGCUAGGUCAGAGUUCGAAUCCACCUCUUCUGCAACCCGUCUUGUUCUCGAGUUAAUUAUUCGGAAUCCCCCCCCCCCCCCCCUCCCCCCCCCCCUCCCCCCCCCUCCCCCGCACCUCGUAGCGCGCGAGACGCCAGCUGAACAGACAUGACGACUGCGUCGGCGCUUUUAUUCUCCACGACAUUCCUGCUCGCCACGUCUUCCUGGAGGCUGAACUUCAUCCCUCUGAGCCUCUUUUACCUUUUCUGGAGUGUGUGUGCGUGCGUGUGUGUGUGUGUGUGUGUGCGCAUGUGUGUUGGUUUCCAGCCUCAUCUGUAUCAUCUGCUCACAUUGGGGAUAACACAAAUCUCUCAUUAAGCACUUUAGUUCUGACGGUGCGUUUAGGGAGACGUGGGAUUUUUAACCCUCUGAACCCCAAGCAGUUUCGGCGAGCGGGGGGGGGGGGGGCGUCGGGGUGUGUGGGGGGGGGGGGGGGGUGGUCCCAGUCCCGGUCACCUUUUUGACCUUUUUUUCACUGCAAUAUAUAAAAAGUCCUGCACUUCUGUGGAAACGGAAAACAAAACACACAAAAAAGAAAACGCACAUUGAAAAAUUAGAGAAACACUGGAAUCCAAACACACACACAUACACACGAGUUGUUUACAACAAAGAAUAAAUAAAUAAAGAAAGAAAGAAAGAAAGGAGGUAUCCGUGGACCUGUUUACGUCUCACGGCCUCUCAAGCGUCACUGAAUCGUGGUCACGUGACUGCCGGUCUCAGCCGAAUCAAUCACGGCGUCCACGUCGCGCAGCAGCUCAGAACUUUAUGUUGUUGUUUUUGUUUACAGCAUCUGGUUCAGAGCGAACGGAAUGAGAGAACAUGUAGAAUAAAAAGUUUUUUUGGUUGAAAUA